AGCAAGUUUUGACCUAGACGGGCCUCCUUUUCUCUUCAUCUUCCGACUAUCAUCAUCUGCAAAACAUUUCCGGUAAUGCAGGCUACCAUCGCGUUCCCAGUCGUUGACAAAGAGAACAUAAGCAACGUCGCCAGCAAGAAGAACCCGCGAAAGCGCACCAUCACGACUGUCGAUGGAGAGACUAUCGAUCUUACAAAGGAAUUUGAGGCGAGCUCGUUGGUGGUCGAGGCGAUGAAGCAAAGGAUUUUUCAGCUAGAGGAUGAGUUGGAGGCAAAGAGAAGUGCACAAGUGCAAGGGCCUCCUGCAAAACGCACCAGGACGAGCACUAUCCUCGCUGAACCCCAGUCCGUCGCAAGUGGCAGCGUGAAGGCAGGUGCGAGCAAAGCCGACGAGAAGAAACGCAAGAUGCAGCUCAAAAAGAUAUUUGACAGGAUCAAGAAGGACUGCAAAUCCGACACCGUCAAGUUCCAAGGAACAUCCAAGACGAUCAAGUGCGACGAAGUCUUCGAACAGGCCGAGUUUGACGGUCUAUUCGGAGGUAAGGGCGUCUUGAUACAGCCCACACCCCAGAAUAAGCCAAAGAGCGCGGUUACGAUUAUUCGUUUCACUACCAAGGCACAAAUCGCGGAGUUGUUCGGUGACGAACUGAAAGCGCUGAAAGGGAAUCGGUGGACACGAGGUGGGGGUCCUUCAUUUGCGAAAUCGGUCAAGCUGGGAGCAUGCGAUGUCGAGAUCGGCUCAGCGGAGCUGAAUUACUCACGGAACAAUAUGAAGUGUAGCCUCAAAUUUGAGGUAUAUGAAGUUGGCGGGGGACGCGGUGAUGAUAUGUUUUUGUGGUGAUAUACUCGCCCUUCCAAGUCCACUGUUUUACCAUGCUCUAUCUUAUUCAGUUAUUAUUUCGUGACUAUGCACCAUUACGUUUACCUGUGCAAUUUGAUUAUGGAUAAAAGUUCC
Molecule: messenger RNA, 954 nt
Organism: Desarmillaria tabescens
Lineage: Eukaryota; Fungi; Basidiomycota; Agaricomycetes; Agaricales; Physalacriaceae
Exons: 6
Coding region: 76-840 (254 amino acids)
Source: RefSeq, a predicted model, not a curated record